Messenger RNA from Penicillium brevicompactum, 2388 nucleotides. Its product is annotated as mitochondrial intermediate peptidase. NCBI's taxonomy places the organism in Eukaryota, Fungi, Ascomycota, Eurotiomycetes, Eurotiales, Aspergillaceae. The coding region runs from base 1 to 2388 and encodes 795 amino acids. Gene Ontology annotation, biological process: peptide metabolic process. Gene Ontology annotation, molecular function: metalloendopeptidase activity. The record is from RefSeq and is a predicted model, not a curated record. The transcript has a single exon. Gene Ontology annotation, cellular component: mitochondrion.
AUGCUUCGCCCUUUGCGACGAACGUUGACAUGUCGCAAAUACCUCCACCCGCGACCCCAGAGACGGGCCUUCGAGAGUGCCGCAUCGCCUUUGCCCUCGACGCCGUUCGACUAUAAUGCCGCAGAACUCAGUGCACCAAGAAAGAACAGUGAUGACCAGACCCUACGACGGGUCUUCGACUCCCAGCCGUUUUGGUAUGAGUUCUCUCAGCAGCGCUCCGCGGCCCCUAGGCAAGCUGGGCUAGUACAGAACCAGUACUUGACAAGCCCCGAAGGCUUCAUGUCAUUCGCAAACGUUUCCCUACAAAGAUGUCAAGCGAUUGUCGCCAAGGUGCUGGCCGCUUCAACGGUGGAAGAAUACAGAGCUCUAGCACGAGACCUUGACCGACUGAGUGAUCUUCUGUGUCGCGUCAUCGACCUAUCGGACUUUAUUCGAACCAUUCAUCCCGAGCCUCGGAUACAGGAAGCAGCCACGCAGGCGUGGGCUCUCAUGUUCGAAUACAUGAACGUUUUGAAUACGACGACAGGGCUGCAUGAACAACUCAACAAGGCCUUGAACAACCCCGAUGUGACAUCACACUGGACCGAGGGCGAGACAAUUGUGGCUCAAAUUCUCAACAAGGAUUUCUCGAACUCCGCAAUUCAUAUGCCUCCCAAUGUGCGACAACGUUUUGUAAAUUUGUCUAACGAUGUCAGUCAGUUGGGUUCCGAUUUCAUGAACGGCGCGGAACCCGCGCGGUCCCAGGUGACAUUCGGUGCGAACGCUCUCCAGGGUUUGGACCCCAUAGUCGUCUCUAAGAUCAAGAGAUGGAAUAAGAAGGCGCCAGUUCCUACCAUGGGAAUUGUCCCUCGGCUUGCUCUGCGUUCAGUGCGUGAUGAAGACGUCCGCAAGGAAAUAUACCUCGCCACUCGCACCUCCAGCAAGCGUCAAAUACACAGAUUAGAAGAGCUUUUGACCAAAAGAGCUGAGCUGGCACAGCUUACCGGCUACAACAGUUUUGCGCACAUGACUCUAGGUGACAAGAUGGCGAAGACACCCGAAGCAGUGUCGAACUUCCUAACUUCCCUUGUCUCCAGCAACCGGGGACCAGUACGGGACGAAUUGGCGAAGUUACAACAACUGAAGGGAAAUGCUACCCUUCAACCUUGGGAUCAUGCGUAUUACGUCCACAAACGCGUUCUAGAGUAUACGCAAGCCCGUCGCUCUCGUCACGCAGGUGUGAUCAAUGAAUACUUCUCUCUGGGAACAGUGAUGCAAGGUCUCUCUCGACUCUUCGACCGUCUCUACGGCGUCCGCUUGGUUCCACACGAAGCAUCCCCCGGCGAAACCUGGCAUCCAGAUGUCCGUCGAUUGGAUGUGGUAGACGAAUCGGAAAGACAUAUUGCAGUCGUCUACUGUGACUUGUUUACUCGACCUAGCAAGCAUCCCAACCCGGCUCACUUCACUUUGCGCUGCUCCCGCGAGAUCUCGGCGGAAGAGGUAGCCGAGUGCGCCUCGAUGAACCAAUCCGCACACCCCAAUGACGGCAUGGCGACCGGUGUCGACCCACAAACCAAAACCUUGCGCCAGCUGCCCACAAUCGCUCUCGUGUGUGACUUCCAGGAGCCGCAGGCCAAUGGAAGUGGUCAGCCAACCCUUCUCAGCGAGCAGAGCGUUCGCACUCUAUUCCACGAGAUGGGCCAUGCUGUCCACUCGAUCCUCGGCCAAACGCCUCUCCAGUCGAUCUCGGGAACUCGUUGUGCCACGGACUUUGCCGAACUUCCUUCCGUGUUGAUGGAGAGUUUCGCGACUGCGCCAGAGGUGCUUUCUUUGUACGCGCGUCACUGGCGAACCGAUGAACCUCUAUCUGAGAGCAUGAUGCGAAGCAUGGAGCUUGAUCGCACUGCGCACGGUUCUAUUUACGGCGCUGUAGAGAAUGAGGCGCAGAUUCUCAUGGCACUCGUCGACCAGGCAUACCACUCCAUUCCAGCUGAGAUCAGCUCGGCUGGCAUUGACUCCACCGAAAUCUAUCACCGGGUGUUCUCUCAGCACUCUAGUCUCCCCGACCCGGAUAACAUCCAGCCCCGUACUUCAUGGCAAGGCUUUUUUGGGCACUUGUAUGGCUACGGCGCCACUUACUACAGCUAUAUUCUCGACCGCGCAAUCGCCAAUAAACUCUGGCAGGACGUCUUCCAGUCCGGUCAGGCGGCGACUGAUCGCGCCGCCGGCGAGCGAUACAAGAAUGAAGUACUUCGCUGGGGCGGUGGCCGCAAUGGCUGGCAAUGUGUAGCUGGUGUUCUGGGCAGCAGCAAUCCCUCCAACGCCGAUGGGCGUCUGGCUGAAGGCGGCGACGAAGCCAUGCGUGAGGUUGGUCGCUGGGGCCUCGGGCGUGAGGGCAUGUCUGGAUAA